UUAAAAACUCUUCCCCCCACCAUCUCUCGUCUCUCUCUCUCUUUGCCCCACUCCGGUCCACCCUCCACACUUGGCCAACUCAAGUGCCCCACUGUACAUUCGUGGUUCAUCCACUGCCAUCUUAGAAUAGGAGACUCAGAGCGGGAAGACAUAGCUGCAGGGCCAAUAUCACAGUAGACUUCGAAGCCAGGUGAGAGGAAAAAAGAAAAAAAAAAAAAAAAUCCAAGAAUGGUCACUUUUGGUCCUUCCAAAGACCAUUCUUAUCCUUCUCUCACCAGGAAGCUCCUUCCAUGGACCUUUUAUGCUAUCAUCCCUUUGGUUUUCGUUCGCUUGUAUUUCUACCCUUGCCCUCUUCCUCACUCCAACCCCAUUCUCAUCUCCUCCUCUCUUCCUCCUUCUACUCUAGAAGAGGAAAGUGCUAAGGAAACUCCAUGUGACUUCACCAGUGGCGACUGGGUCCCUGACAAGUGGGGCCCUUUGUACAAUGGCACAACGUGCAGUACAAUCAAGGAAGGCCAGAAUUGCAUCGCCCAUGGCAGGCCAGAUAUGGGUUACCUAUACUGGAGAUGGAAACCAAAGCACUGCAAUCUUCCAAGGUUUGACCCCAACACAUUUCUUCAACUCUUUAGAAAUAAGCAUUUGGCAUUUGUUGGUGACUCCAUGGCUAGGAACCAAUUGGAGUCGCUUCUUUGCAUGCUAGCCUCUGCCUCUGCCCCUGAGCUUGUUUAUCGAGAUGGUAAGGAUAACAAGUUUCGCAGAUGGCGUUUUGAUUCUCAGAAUAUCACUAUAUCUGUGUAUUGGUCACCUUUUCUUGUAAAAGGUGUGGAAAAAUCAAAUGCUGGUCCAAAUCAUAACAAAUUGUAUUUAGAUCAUGUUGAUGAGAGGUGGGCAGCUGAUAUGAAUGUAUUUGACUUGCUUGUGCUAUCAAUUGGGCAUUGGUUUCUACAUCCAGCAGUGUAUUAUGAGGGUGAUUCUGUUCUGGGUUGCCAUUACUGUCCUGGUCUUAAUUACACUGAAAUUGGAUUUUAUGGUGUCUUGAGGAAGGCCUUAAAGACUACUCUCAAGACAGCAAUCGAGAGGAGAGGGAGAGUCACUAAUGGCAAAGGGAUUGACGUAAUUGUUACUACCUUUUCACCUUCACAUUUUGAAGGUGAAUGGGAUAAGUUCGGUGCCUGUCCAAAAACCGAGCCUUACCAGGAGGGAGAGAAAUCACUUGAAGGAAUGGAUGCAGAGAUGAGAAAAAUUGAGAUUGAAGAAAUUGAAGCUGCAAAGUUGAGUGCUAUACAAUUUGAUAAUCUCAGAUUAGAGGCAUUAGAUGUGACCAAAUUAUCCCUAAUGAGGCCAGAUGGUCAUCCAGGACCGUAUAUGUAUCCAUUUCCAUUUGCUAAUGGUGUAACUGAGCGAGUACAAAAUGAUUGUGUGCAUUGGUGCUUGCCAGGGCCUAUAGAUACCUGGAACGAGAUAUUACUGGAGUUGAUUAAGGGGUGGGAGUAUCAAUCAAUAAAAGAAGAAUGAGUGAUUCCAAUCCAAUGUGUCAACAUAGAGGGUUUGUCUUUGUGCUAAGUUUUCUGAUCGAUUUGGGUGGUGUUUAUUGCUCUUGAAAGAGACAAAAGGAAAGGAUGCUACUAGAGAAGAGAGGUUAAGCGGUAUUAAUUGAUUAGUGAUCAUUUCAGAGUUUUUUUAUUUUUUAUUUUUGGUUUAUGUAAAAUGUACAAUUGAUAUCAUGGAAACAAAUAUCAACAAAUGAUAUCAUGGAAAUCUUGGCCACAUUCCAAACAUUUUGCUAGUUUCCAUUUUGUGUACUUAGGAAAUUUUUUGGAUGUAAGUAUGCAUUUUGCUUAACCCUUCAAAUUUUAUCCCUUUGUUAUCAUUAACCACCCAUUCUUUUAGCA
Messenger RNA from Hevea brasiliensis (rubber tree), 1892 nucleotides. RefSeq names its product xyloglucan O-acetyltransferase 1. The record is from RefSeq and is a predicted model, not a curated record. Gene Ontology annotation, molecular function: O-acetyltransferase activity. Lineage: Eukaryota; Viridiplantae; Streptophyta; Magnoliopsida; Malpighiales; Euphorbiaceae. The coding region runs from base 229 to 1515 and encodes 428 amino acids. Gene Ontology annotation, cellular component: Golgi apparatus. The transcript has 2 exons.